Messenger RNA from Staurois parvus, 386 nucleotides. NCBI's taxonomy places the organism in Eukaryota, Metazoa, Chordata, Amphibia, Anura, Ranidae. The record is from the annotation of a GenBank genome assembly.
AACAGCUUACUUUUACAGCCCCACAAUUCUUUACAGACUGACUGCAGCUCCUCUCUGUAGCUGCUGCCCUGCAAUGUUCCGAGGAAACCUCCACCUCAGUUACCUCCACCACCUCAGCCCUUCCCUUCUUCACUCUGCUACCGAGUGCAUUUAUGAUAAAAUUGUGCCCCUGUCCUGGCCAGACCUGCCUACAACAACCAUCUAUCAUCCUCCCUGGACGCAUGUGCUCCCCUCACUACACGCAGAACCUGGCCUCGCCUGUCACAACUCUGGCAAACGGAUGACACCAGAAGUCUCAAGAGACGCAGCCGUGCUCUUGAGGGAACAUGGUGUAAACCUAACUCCCUGAAAGACUUUACCCUCUACAAAUCCGCUCUUCUCAAAUA